Molecule: messenger RNA, 664 nt
Organism: Callorhinchus milii (elephant shark)
Lineage: Eukaryota; Metazoa; Chordata; Chondrichthyes; Chimaeriformes; Callorhinchidae
Product: parapinopsin
Biological process (GO): G protein-coupled receptor signaling pathway; visual perception
Cellular component (GO): photoreceptor outer segment; membrane
Molecular function (GO): G protein-coupled receptor activity
Source: RefSeq, a predicted model, not a curated record
AUGGACCCCCACAACCGCUCGGCUAACCUCUCGGAGGGGCCGGGGCUGGGGGGUGGGGGGGCUGUGCCGGGCUGGGGGCCCAGCGUGCGCGCCCCUCUCUCCCUGGUCAUGGCCGUCAUCUCCCUGAGCUCCAUCGUGCUGAACAGCCUGGCCAUCGCGGUGGUGCUGAGGUUCCAGGUCCUGCAGCAGCCCCUCAACUACGCCCUACUCAGCCUGGCCAGCGCCGACCUGGGCACCGCCGCCACCGGGGGCGUCCUCAGCACCGUCUGCACCGCCCUCGGCAGCUUCGUCCUCGGCCGCCACAGCUGCGUGGCCGAAGGGUUCUUCAUGUCGUUCUUCGGUAUCUCUGCCCUCAUGUCCAUCAGCAUGCUGGCUGUGGAGCGCUAUGUGGUGAUCUGCAAGCCCCUGGGCUCGCUGACGGUGCAGAAGGAACAUGGAGUGAUGGGGGUGAUGGUGAUUUGGGCCUGGAGUUUGCUGUGGUCGUUGCCCCCUCUCCUGGGCUGGGGCCGGUAUUCCCUGGAGGGGAUCAACGCCUCCUGUGGGCCAGACUGGGCUGAUCCCAGUCCCACGGGUCGAGCCUACACGGCCUCCCUCUUUGUCUUCUGCUUCAUCUUCCCCCUCGCCACCAUCGCCUUCUGCUACGGGAACGUGCUGAAAGCCAUCA